GCGCGGAGUGGUUGCCAGGCGACGAGAACGCGAUACUGUGUAUCAGUGGAGCCUUGUGAUUUCCCUGGAGUCCCCGGCCGCCUGCAGCUGCGGCACCAUGUACCAGACCAUGGAGAUCUUCAUGGCAAGGAAGAAGAGAGUGUCAGACCGGCCCCUGCCAAAUACUUACAGAAUAUUCGAUGAAAAUGUAUUCAACGUCAGUUUGGAUCAAAGUGCGCUCAGCCCUCCUGUUUUGUUUAAGAAGUCAGAACAUCCUCCACCGCAUCCCAGGUCUCCGCACCGAAACAACAUGCCUCAUCCGUACCAUGCGAGGGUCAUUCGAGACAAUGUUAGGUUUCUGAAUGAGCCUAUAGCGUACAUGUUAACCUCAAACAGCAGACACAAGCAGGCAGAGUGGUGGCCAAGCCAUGAAGAAAGCAGAAAUCUUCACAACCCUCUUUACGAUCGAAUGACUACGCAGAGAAGUGACUUCAUGCCCUUCACUUAUUCUAGUCCUCAAACUCGACAUGGCUGCAACCCACACAAAUCCCCUUUGCAUGGAAUAGUUCCUCUAGCAACUCCCAGGGGUAGAAAUCGGCUGCCAAAACUAUUACAGGAGGAGAUUUCCUUUUUGCAUCAAUACGAUUCAAGAUUAACACCCAAUGAACCAAUUCGAGGGAAGCGUCAUGGAGGCUUUGUGUGGAGAGAGAUAAAAACAGAGAGUGGUUCAGCCGUUCCUCAGGGAACCAGGCUGUUCCUAAAUGCCACAGGGUCACAUGCACUCAAUAGCUACAAACAGAAAGAGGAAACUCAGUGGAAAGCAGCAUGACCUCACCCAAUAUCUGCCUGCAUGGUUCCCAGCAGAUGUUUUACGGCUGAAGCUCAUUUCUCAAAAAACAGAAUUCAGGGAAGAGCCAAAGACCUAUCCCUAAAGUACAGGACAGACCGGGCAGUUCUCAGACAUCCAGAAGAAAUUCCCAGUCCUCUACUUGUAAAGUAUUAUCAAGACAGCUAGAGGAAUCCAAUGGGAUAUAUGACUUUCUUCCUGCACAUUUAUAAGGCCUACAGCCGAAUCAUUGUGCAAACCUGACAGCAAACACUAUCUGAAAUCAAUGUAUUGGCUACAUCUAUAAAGUAUAUGGAAAAUUAUUCCUGUUUUACCCUUUUUAUGUGUGCCUCCAAAAAGUCCUAAAGCGUUU
This is a messenger RNA of Hyla sarda, 1178 nucleotides long. RefSeq names its product chromosome 3 C2orf73 homolog (gene CIMIP6). The transcript is spliced from 5 exons. Bases 98 to 808 code for a protein of 236 amino acids. The record is from RefSeq and is a predicted model, not a curated record. NCBI's taxonomy places the organism in Eukaryota, Metazoa, Chordata, Amphibia, Anura, Hylidae.